This is a messenger RNA of Drosophila gunungcola (fruit fly), 309 nucleotides long. RefSeq names its product ctenidin-3. Bases 40 to 309 code for a protein of 89 amino acids. NCBI's taxonomy places the organism in Eukaryota, Metazoa, Arthropoda, Insecta, Diptera, Drosophilidae. The transcript is spliced from 2 exons. The record is from RefSeq and is a predicted model, not a curated record.
ACUUAGAAGUCACUUCCAGUUACAGAUAUCCAGUUCAUCAUGCGCUUCACUCUGCUCGCUGUCUUCCUCUUCGGAGUGAUCUUUGCCAUCGUGUCCGCUGGUGGAAACGGAGGAGGAGGUGGUGGCCAAGGAGGCUGGCAGCAGAAUGGAGGAGGUGGCCAGAAGCAUGGAGGCGGCGGUGGCCAAGGAGGCUGGCAGAAGGGCGGCGGAGGAGGCAGUGGUGGUGGCAAGCACGGUGGCGGCGGUGGAGGUGGUGGCAAGCACGGUGGCGGCGGUGGAGGUGGUGGCAAGCACGGUGGCGGCUGGUAA